AUGAAGAUGGAGCUGGAUAAACUUAGCAACUUACCUUCUGAGAUUAUAGACCAAAUCUUGUACAAAAUGCCGAUUAAGGAGGCUGGAAGCUUUCUUAGCAGCUCUAGCAAUUUGCUCAAGUUUUUAGCUUACCUGCCUCAAAUUCAAAGGCUCAUAUUGGAGAACUACUUUCUAAAGUCCAUCCGAGACGAUGAGGCUGUUGCAGGAGAAGUGAACUCUUGGUUAGAUGACAAUCGGAGUUGUCAAUUCUCCCAACUGUGGCUUGUUAAAAUAUUUGGCCUCAGGGGUGUCAUUGCUGAACUAGAGUUCAUCAGAUUUGUGCUCUUAAGGUCACCCAUACUUGAGUCAAUGACUGUAAAACCUCGUUCUGACAAAGGUUCUUCGGAACUAUUUAAAAAGUGGCUUCGGUUUAAGCGUGUCUCCGUGGAUGCAGAGAUAAUCUACUUGGAUCCAUGA
Rosa chinensis is the source of this 456-nucleotide messenger RNA. RefSeq lists its product as uncharacterized. The record is from RefSeq and is a predicted model, not a curated record. Lineage: Eukaryota; Viridiplantae; Streptophyta; Magnoliopsida; Rosales; Rosaceae. Bases 1 to 456 code for a protein of 151 amino acids. The transcript is spliced from 3 exons.